Macrobrachium nipponense is the source of this 1671-nucleotide messenger RNA. RefSeq names its product tigger transposable element-derived protein 1-like. The coding region runs from base 1 to 1671 and encodes 556 amino acids. Gene Ontology annotation, biological process: monosaccharide metabolic process. Gene Ontology annotation, cellular component: nucleus. Gene Ontology annotation, molecular function: monosaccharide binding; DNA binding; isomerase activity. NCBI's taxonomy places the organism in Eukaryota, Metazoa, Arthropoda, Malacostraca, Decapoda, Palaemonidae. The record is from RefSeq and is a predicted model, not a curated record. The transcript has 4 exons.
AUGAGCAAGCACUACAACUGUACAACGUCAACAAUCUGCACCAUCUUAAAGCAGAAGGAGUCCCUAAAGAAAAUUAAGCCAGCCAAAGGUGUCAAGAUUAUUUCAAAGCGCCAUACAGCUGUGCAUGAGAUGAUGGAGAAUCUGCUGACGGAAAAACAACUUGCCGGAGAUAGCGUCACCGAGGGAAUAAUCUGCAAGAAGGCGCGCAGUAUUUUUUCAGAUUUACAACAGCAAACCCCAGGCACUUCAACGGAGGAGGAAUCCUUUGAAGCCAGUCGGGGCUGGUUUGAUAAUUUUAAGAAAAGGACGGGGAUUCACUCCAUUGAUAGGCAUGGUGAGGCAGCAAGUGCUGAUGUAAAGGCAGCAGAAGAGUUCAUGAAAACUUUCGCAGAAUUCGUCGAGGCAGAAGGAUACAUCCUCCAGCAAAUCUUCAACUGCGAUGAGACAGGGCUCUUCUGGAAGAAGAUGCCGAGGAGAACAUACAUCACCGAAGAGGAGAUGAUGAUGCCAGGACACAAACCUAUGAAGGAUAGAUUGACCCUCGCCCUGUGUGCAAAUGCGAGUAGCGACUGCAAAAUAAAGCCGCUACUCGACAACAACCUGCCCCUGGGAGCCCUUCUCGUCCUCGACAAUGCUCCUGCACAUCCACCACAGAUCGAGGAAGAAAUACUUGACGAGUAUAAUUUUGUGAAGGUUCUCUACCUUCCUCCAAACACCACCUCUAUCCUCCAGCCAAUGGACCAACAGGUAAUAUCAAAUUUUAAGAAACUCUACACCAAGCACCUGUUUCGCCGUUGCUUUGAGGUGACGGAGAACACAAACCUCACCCUUCGAGAGUUUUGGAAAGACCAUUUUAACAUAGCAAUAGGCCUCAAAAUCAUCGAUAUUGCCUGGCAGGGGGUUACAAUAAGGACCUUGACCUCUGCUUGGAAGAAGCUGUGGCCUGAAAAUGUGGCUGAAAGAGAUUUCGAAGGGUUUGAGAUUGAGGAAGAGGAGGAGCCUGUGGAGGAAGAGAUCGUGUCCAUUGGCAAGACUAUAGGUCUGGAGGUGGAUGAAAGAAACAUCGAGGAACUCGUUGAGGAGCACUCCAAGGAACUUAUGACUGACGAGUUAAAGGAGUUACAAGAGCAACGGCACACAGAAGCAUUAACUGAAGCUACUUCGGAGGGAGAGGAGACAGAGCCGGAGAUUAUCAGUACAAAAGAACUCAAGGAUAUUUUGGCAAUGUGGGAGAGGGUGGCAGGUUUUGUUGAAAAGAACCAUCCUGAAAAAAUUGCAACGAGUCGUGCGACAGAACUUUUCAACGACACGUGCCUACGUCGUUUCAGAAACAUUCUCAAAGGGAGAAUGAAACAGACUUCCUUAGACAUGUUUCUUAAGAAAAGGCCUUCAGCUCAAAGUGAGCAAAGUGUGGCAAAAAGGCCAAGAAUUAGUGAAAGUGAAGAGAGUGAGCUAAUGGACAGAACUGAGCUUGAUAAGGCUAAUGAUGUGUGUGUUUCAAUAUGGGAAGAGUAUGUUGAAAUUAUUGGAAAGCAUGAUGAAAUUCCUGCCGGAUUUGAAAUGGUGGAAAGGUUCGAGUUCUAUGAGAGGUCCAAGAAAGUCUAUGCCAUCAUUCAUACUGGAGAAACUGCUGCCUAUGCCAACAUUCUGCUGAAGCGUGGUGUUUGCUAG